Messenger RNA from Gongylonema pulchrum, 264 nucleotides. NCBI's taxonomy places the organism in Eukaryota, Metazoa, Nematoda, Chromadorea, Rhabditida, Gongylonematidae. The record is from the annotation of a GenBank genome assembly.
AUGAAGUUUAUAAAACUGGGCAGAGAUGAAGUUCUGGUGCGUCUUUCCAUUGGCGAUAUCGUUGGCCGGAAGGUAACAAUCAAAAAUUUGCCAUGGGAUGUGGAUCAUGAUCCUUUGGAGCAAAUCAGGCCAGAUUGGAGGCAUUUCGAGCCGAAUCCUGUCCCUCCAUCCAACAAUAUCACUGUGAUCACAUUCCUUGGUGUCCCAUAUGCGGAACCUCCUGUAUCGCAACGAAGAUUCAAGGUUUUUUUUUCGUACAUUUGA